AUGGCCAUCCUUACCUUUGUCACUGACUACCUGCAUCAGUGGACCGCCAAGGAGGACCUGAUCAAAUUAGGACUCCAACUGUUCCUCGAUAACACUAUUAUCGUUGAUAAGUUGAUGUUGUCCGGAUUGAGAACCCUUUUGCAAGAAGAACUUUCAAUUCUUCAAGAUGCUUCUGACUGGACCAGACAUGAUAAUCGAUCAUUAUUAGGAAUGACAAAUAGACUUGCUGCCCAAGAUAACGUGGUCAGCCCCCUGAUGUCCGAAAAUGAUGAAGUUGCAAGUUAUCGCGCAUACAGUGUACCUAUGAGUUAG
This is a messenger RNA of Zychaea mexicana, 312 nucleotides long. RefSeq lists its product as uncharacterized. The coding region runs from base 1 to 312 and encodes 103 amino acids. The record is from RefSeq and is a predicted model, not a curated record. NCBI's taxonomy places the organism in Eukaryota, Fungi, Mucoromycota, Mucoromycetes, Mucorales, Lichtheimiaceae. The transcript has 4 exons.